AUGUCACAGUCAUCGCCUACUGAUGUCCAUACACGCCGUCGUUCCCAUCCUCCUCCAACACCAGGAACGACGUCCAACCAACCCCAACCCCAAGCACAUGCUGCAUCUGCAUCUGCCGCCCAAGCCCAGCUCAGCCUCUCCCGAGUGAGCGAAAUAGCACAACAAGGCGUAACGAGCAAAGCCUGGUUGUACCCUGUCAAAGGCAUCCUCUACCUCAUAGGACAUCCCAGCCUCCUCCGCCCUCUUAUCCCAACCAUCGCUCUCUCGCUAUUUGUUUCUCUCAUCCUAACUGUCUCCAUAUUCGGCGCAUUUUACCUCCCGCUCGCCGGCCUUCUGGCAGUGUUCAACGGGCCAAUAGGAUUCCUUUCCGCCGCAACUGUCCUGCUGAGCUUGUCGGGAACAGCAGUGAACGCCCUUGCCCGGAGUCUCUUUCUCCAACAAGCUUUAGAACGGGUGUUUGACCAAGUACUACUGGAUCACUCCCUCCUCAUCCUCCUCUCCCAUGGCAGAGAGCUCAAAAAGUCUCACACAGGAAGACGCCUAGGCGCAGUACUGACCAAGCCCCUCGCACGCUUCUCACCCCGAGCGAUCCUCACCUACAUCCUCUCCCUUCCCCUGAACCUUAUCCCGCUCGUCGGCACCGUGUUCUUCGUAUUGUACAACGGAGUGCGCACGGGUCCGGGCUGGCAUGAACGGUAUUUUGUCCUCAAAAGGCUAGACAAGCGGGAAAAGGAAGAAUGGGCUAACAUCGUUCCCGAGGACAGUUUUGGCGCAGCAGCUAUCGUGCUAAAUAUGAUCCCGCUCAUGAGCUUGUUUUUUACGUUCACGACGGAUGUCGGGGCGGCUCUGUGGGCUUGUGAUGAGGAGAAACUUGCAGGUAAAGCUGAGGGUGUGCUCGCAGAGGGAAGGACGGCGACGGCUGUGCCUCAGACUAGUGCUGGUCAUGUGGACAAUUGA
Dacryopinax primogenitus is the source of this 957-nucleotide messenger RNA. RefSeq lists its product as uncharacterized. The transcript has 4 exons. Bases 1 to 957 code for a protein of 318 amino acids. NCBI's taxonomy places the organism in Eukaryota, Fungi, Basidiomycota, Dacrymycetes, Dacrymycetales, Dacrymycetaceae. The record is from RefSeq and is a predicted model, not a curated record.